Molecule: messenger RNA, 1305 nt
Organism: Ascoidea rubescens DSM 1968
Lineage: Eukaryota; Fungi; Ascomycota; Saccharomycetes; Ascoideales; Ascoideaceae
Product: 2-aminoadipate transaminase
Exons: 1
Coding region: 1-1305 (434 amino acids)
Biological process (GO): biosynthetic process
Molecular function (GO): L-2-aminoadipate:2-oxoglutarate transaminase activity; pyridoxal phosphate binding
Source: RefSeq, a predicted model, not a curated record
AUGGCAGGCAGAGAGAUCAACUUGUUCAAGGGAUACGCUUCCCCCAGACUCCUUCCUCGUCUCGAGAUUCUUGAAGCAUCGUCGAGAAUAUUGAGACCUGAAAAGAGGACCUACGACGAGGAUCCAGAAAACAAGCAUCCUCUCUUGUAUGGAACAGACAUUGGAGCCUUGUGGGUUCGAGAAGAGAUAGCCCAGUGGAGCAACAGCAUCUUUUUUGCAGACGAGAAGCACAGCAGGGCCAGGGCCAGAGCUGACAGCAUCAACUUGACUGGGGGCGCCAGCUAUGGCAUUUGCAACAUCUUGCUACAGUGCACUUUGCCCCACAACAGCUUCACCAGACAGGCCUUUAUUGUGACGCCCACGUACUACUUGAUCAACUCGUCCUUUGUCGACGCUGGCUUCAAGGGCAAGCUCACUGGUGUGGAGGAGGACGACAAUGGGAACUACGACCUCGAGGCCUUGGAGAGCAAGAUCAGGGAGCUCGAAAGCAGCUUUGAGAACUCCAACAUCGACGACUCGUCGAUCCAGGGUGGUGCCAAUCGCCCAUUCAAAAAAGUCUACAAGUAUGUGUUCUAUUGUGUUCCUGAGUACUCCAAUCCAACAGGAAAGUCCCUUUCGACUGAAUCAAGAGUGAAGUUGGUUGAGCUAGCCCGAAAAUACGACAUGCUAGUGAUCUGCGAUGAUGUUUACGAUCUUUUGAACUACCAAAAGGGAGUGAAAACGUACAAGAAGAGAAUGGUUUAUUUGGACAGAGAAACCCAGAAAGACCCAGAGAGUUAUGGCAACGUUAUAUCAAAUGCUUCGUUUUCCAAGAUCAUUGGACCAGGACUACGAAUUGGCUGGCAGGAAUCUAUUAACGAUAAAUUGGCCAUUAUAUUAUCGCAGGGUGGUGCAAACAAGUCAGGGGGGACACCAGGCCAGUUCAAUACCUACAUUGCUGGCGAGUUGAUCAAGUCUGGAAAGAUCAACACAAUCAUUGAUGGCCUCAACAAGGUGUACUCCGAGCGAGCAGAAGUCGUCAAGAAAUGCUGCAAGAAAUACUUGCCCGAGGGCACCACCUUUUCUGGUGCUUCAGGAGGAUACUUUAUCUGGGUGACCACUCCUGAUCAUAUUGAUUGCAGAAAGGUUGUUGAAAAGGCGAAGGAAUCUGGCUUGAUUCUAGCUGGAGGAGACGAUUUCGAGGUGAGUGGAGACGUCAAAGGCUGGGGUCGAAACAGUGUCAGAGUAGCAGUCAGUUAUAUGGAAAAGGAGGACAUCAUCAGAGGAUUCCAAAUCUGGGGAGAGACCAUCCAAUCUCUUCAGUAA